Molecule: messenger RNA, 1383 nt
Organism: Colletotrichum acutatum
Lineage: Eukaryota; Fungi; Ascomycota; Sordariomycetes; Glomerellales; Glomerellaceae
Product: WSC domain-containing protein
Exons: 4
Coding region: 1-1383 (460 amino acids)
Source: RefSeq, a predicted model, not a curated record
AUGAGAGUAAGUAAGCAACUUCUCGUUGGGCUCUGGGCAAGCGGCAAAGCAGCUGCUUUCUUCAUCAUGCCCUGUUCAAAACCGGUGGUUGUUGAGCGCGCCGAUCCCAUUGUCAACUCGGGAGCUCUCUCAGGCCAUGUUCAUACCAUCAUGGGUGGCAAUGGCUUCGACUUCAGUAUGACUUAUGAGCAGGCUCGUGCUGCCACUUGCUCAACGUGCAAGGUGACUGCCGAUCUAAGCAACUACUGGACUCCAACCCUCUAUUAUCAAGGUCAGGAUGGCAAAUUCACUAGUGUUUCCCAGUCCGGAGGCAUGCUUGCCUACUAUUUAUUCCGCCAGGACGCCAAGGAUCCGGAAUACAGUAAAGGGCUCAUCGCUUAUCCCAAGGGCUUUCGGAUGCUAGCGGGUGACCCAAAGCUUCGAAGCUACAACAACACCCUCGAGCAGCGGGCCAUCUCCUACGUGUGCUUGGGCAACAGCGGCCCUGCAACGAGCGAGCUUCCCAAUCGUAAAUGUCCGAAUGGCCUUCGUCUUCAGAUAAUCUUCCCUGCAUGCUGGGACGGUGUCAAUCUCGAUUCGUCUGACCACAAAAGCCAUAUGGCGUACCCGGAUCGCCUUGACAACGGGAAAUGUCCUACAACUCACCCCAAGAGAUUCGUUACUCUGUUCUACGAAGUGAUCUUUAGCGUCAAUGAUUUCAAGGACAAAUGGUACGGAGAUAAGCAACCGUUCGUAUUUGAUCCGACUGGAUAUGGCUUGCACGGCGAUUUCAUUAAUGGAUGGGACGUCAACGUACUCCAAGCGGCUAUCACUCAAUGCACCGACAACGGCGGUAGCAUCGAGAAAUGCCCAGUUUUCCAAUUUUUUGACGACGAGACCCGAAGGAACUGCCAAGUCCCCGUCAAAGUUGACGAGCAAGUCCAGGGCCAGUUCGAUAAGUUGCCUGGUUGCAACAGCGUUCAACGAGGCCCAGGCAACGCUGUGGCAGAAUCAUCCUGCGGUGCAGCGACCCAGAUCUCGGCAUCCAAAUGGGGUUACAAGGACGUGACGAGUACUCUCAAGUACAAAUAUCUGGGCUGUAGCCGCGAUCCAGCUGGACAGACCAGGACUCUCCAGGGCGCCAAGACGUCCGGUGAUAGCAUGACAGUUGAUACAUGUAUCAAGUACUGUGACGGAAAGGGCUUUCAGUAUGCCGGCCUUGAAUAUGCGAAGGAAUGCUGGUGCGGGAACUCAGUAGCUGAUGAUCGGAAGCCUAGAAAGGGGCUCUGGGGAGCUUGCGAUAUGCCCUGUGGGGGUAGCAAGACGGAGAUGUGUGGCGGCUGGGCUGCGAUGUCUCUCUAUCAGAAGUGCAACGGGACUUGCACAAAUGCGGAGUUGAUGUGA